Messenger RNA from Impatiens glandulifera, 959 nucleotides. Its product is annotated as putative Myb family transcription factor At1g14600. Lineage: Eukaryota; Viridiplantae; Streptophyta; Magnoliopsida; Ericales; Balsaminaceae. Bases 100 to 771 code for a protein of 223 amino acids. The transcript is spliced from 4 exons. Gene Ontology annotation, molecular function: DNA-binding transcription factor activity; DNA binding. The record is from RefSeq and is a predicted model, not a curated record.
UUCUUGCAAUAUUUACUCAUUAGAAACAAAGUUAUAUAGUGAUCAUCAAAGGCGCCCAAUCCUAUCGAUCCUGAUCACUUGUUGUUAUCCAUCAUCUUCAUGGAAGGAAUAUAUGGAGGAGGUUCCAAACGGUUGAAAACAAGGCCAUCCGAUCAUUAUAUUGAAUUAGAAGAAUAUAAUUAUGAGAAACAAAAAGAUAUUGGGUCAAGCUCAAGUUCCAACAGCAGUACAGUUGAAGAAAACGAUGAUGAUCUUGAUCAUGGUCAGAAGAAGAAACCAGAACCGGUGGUUAGGCCUUAUGUUCGAUCUAAACUGCCUAGGCUCAAGUGGGACCCUGAUCUUCAUUUUCGCUUCAUCCUUGCCAUUGAUAGGCUUGGAGGCCCCAAUAGAGCAACACCCAAAAUGGUUCUUCAAUUAAUGAAUGUUAGGGGACUCACCAUGGCUCAUGUCAAGAGCCAUUUGCAGAUGUAUAGAAGCAAGGCUACCAAUGAUUCUGAAAAAGAUCAUAUUGGUGCUGUUGAGAUCAUCAGUAACCUUCCCAUAUUUCAAGAAGAAGAAGAGUACCAUGAUUGCAAUAACAAGCAAGCUAGUAAUAGAGAAUGGAUCAUCAAUUCAAAAUAUCAUCAUUAUAAUUCUCCCAGUGCCAAACGUGAUCAUGAUGAGUUGGAUGGAAAAUUAGAUUAUGAUGGAGGCAGCUCAUGUGUGAGGAUGAAGAGGAAAUAUUAUGAUUCUCACUUAGAUUUGAAUCUUUAUCUUGGUAUAAAGAAUUGAGAUCGAUCAUGAUUGGAGCAAAGAAAAUUUCAAUUACAAUAGAAAGCAAGAAGCUGGUGAAUGGGGCAAGUACUCUAGGUCUGACUAUAUGAAUAGCUAGCUAGGCCAAUUAAUUCUAAGUGAGAUCUUGAGGUACUUGUUCUUUUAUCCAUCCAAUUUUUGCAUAUAUAUAUAUAUUUAUGUUUUUU